Messenger RNA from Juglans microcarpa x Juglans regia, 2219 nucleotides. Its product is annotated as serine/threonine protein phosphatase 2A 57 kDa regulatory subunit B' beta isoform-like. Gene Ontology annotation, cellular component: protein phosphatase type 2A complex. Gene Ontology annotation, biological process: signal transduction. NCBI's taxonomy places the organism in Eukaryota, Viridiplantae, Streptophyta, Magnoliopsida, Fagales, Juglandaceae. The record is from RefSeq and is a predicted model, not a curated record. Gene Ontology annotation, molecular function: protein phosphatase regulator activity.
UUUUCAUAUUUUUUUUUCUUGUUUUGUGCUCUCUUUCGUUUCGUUAUAGCCCCAACUUUCCUCCUCUCACUCACAAUUCUGAAUUCUCUCAUUGGAUCGCCGGGACCCGCCGCACGCCCGAUCAACGCGCCGGCAUUCCUACUAGGGUGUCUCGUCAUAUCGAUCUGGUAAGUUCAAACUCCUCUACGAUUCAAUCCAAAAGCUCGGUACAAUUCCUCUAUCAGAUCCAUCCCCUUUUCAUUUCAUUCACGGCGGCUACAGGGAAGAAGUCUCGCGUAUUGAUUAUGACAAAGGAGCCUAGGGCAAUGAUUCGAUGCAUGCCGGUUCAUCAUUUUCCACGAUCACCGUCCAAUCACGAGCUCGCUUUGAUUUGAUCCUGAAGCUCCACAAUCCAGCGCGAUCUUGGGGGUUGGCUUAUUAGCCUUAGGGUUAGGGUUUGUUGCAUCCAGGGAAACAUGUUCAAGAAAAUCAUAAAAGCCGGCCACCGGAAGCCCUCUAAGUCAGACGCGAACGACCCCUACUCAUACGGGUACGGCGCCCGGGGCCGCAACUCCGGGUCGGUUUCUAACCCCAAUGUGGUCGUCAACCACGCUUCCCGGGCUGGCCCGGCGACAUUGGGCCCCAAUUCGGGCGGUCCCACCGCGAUUCCGCCUAUGGCCCCGCCCUCGGGCACCGUUGAUCCCCUCCCGUUGUUCCGUGACGUACCUGUCUCGGAACGCCAGAGCUUGUUUAUCCGAAAACUACAGAUAUGUUGCUUCCAGUUCGAUUUCUCGGAUACCUUGAAAUCGGUCCGAGAGAAAGAAAUCAAGCGGCAAAGCCUCUUAGAGUUGGUUGAUUUCAUACAAUCCGGUUCGGGGAAAAUCACCGAGACGUGUCAGGAGGAGAUGAUAAAAAUGGUAUCGGUUAACAUUUUCCGGUGUCUGCCCCCGGCAUCCCAUGAGAAUACCGGCCAGGAAACUACCGAUCCCGAAGAGGAGGAACCGUAUUUGGAGCCGUCGUGGCCGCAUUUACAACUAGUAUAUGAGCUGCUGUUGAGAUAUGUGGUGUCUUCUGAUACCGAUACGAAGGUAGCCAAACGGUACAUUGAUCAUUGGUUCGUGCUAAAACUCCUGGAUUUGUUUGACUCGGAGGAUCCUCGGGAGAGGGAGUAUUUGAAGACAAUUCUGCACCGUAUUUAUGGGAAGUUCAUGGUGCAUCGCCCGUUUAUUCGUAAGGCGAUCAAUAAUAUAUUUUAUCGGUUCAUUUAUGAAACGGACAGGCACAGUGGUAUCGGGGAGCUUUUGGAGAUUCUGGGAAGUAUAAUUAACGGGUUUGCCCUGCCGAUGAAAGAGGAGCAUAAGUUGUUUCUGGUUCGUGCUCUUAUACCGUUGCAUAAGCCUAAGCCCAUCGCAUUGUACCAUCAGCAGCUCUCGUAUUGCAUUACGCAAUUCGUGGAGAAAGAUUACAAGCUGGCUGAUACUGUUAUCAGGGGUUUGUUGAAGUACUGGCCCGUCACCAACUGCCAGAAGGAAGUUCUCUUCCUUGGAGAACUUGAGGAAGUGCUGGAAGCUACACAAUCUGCAGAAUUUCAGCGCUGCAUGGUUCCUCUUUUCAGACAGAUUGCCCACUGCCUCAAUAGCUUUCAUUUUCAGGUUGCAGAACGAGCCCUCUUUUUUUGGAAUAAUGAGCAUAUAGUGAGCUUAAUUGCCCAGAAUCGGGGUGUUAUACUUCCAAUUAUCUUUGAGGCAUUGGAGAAGAAUAUUCAGAGUCACUGGAACCAGGCAGUUCAUGGGCUGACCGUCAAUGUUCGGAAAAUGUUCUUAGAAAUGGAUGCUGAAUUGUUUGAAGAGUGCCAGAGGCAGUAUGUAGAGAAUGAGGGCAGGGCCAGAGAGGUGGAAGAACAACGGGAGCUGACUUGGAAAAAACUUGCAGACUUUGCAGCACAGAGCACGGGAGAGGAUAUGGUUACAGUGUAGUAGCUGGAUUACUCGGGGUCGGGGUGGAAACAAUCAAAAAGAGAUUUGGUGGAUGGAAGAAGAUAAGAUAUUGAAUCUACUCUCCAUUUCCUGCUAUUCUUUUUCAGAAAAUUUUCGUAUUUUGUUUUUGAUCGGUUCGAUUAUUGAAGAUAGCGUAAGGAACAGCUGUUCGAUAAAAAUGUAAUUUAAGUGCAUGGAAUUUGUUAGGUAUAUGAUGUUAUUGUUAACAAUGAGUUUUGAAAUAUAUUUGUAUUCUUUUUUUUU